Mobula hypostoma (lesser devil ray) is the source of this 1128-nucleotide messenger RNA. RefSeq names its product prokineticin receptor 1b (gene prokr1b). NCBI's taxonomy places the organism in Eukaryota, Metazoa, Chordata, Chondrichthyes, Myliobatiformes, Myliobatidae. Gene Ontology annotation, biological process: neuropeptide signaling pathway. The annotation marks the transcript as partial. Gene Ontology annotation, cellular component: plasma membrane. Gene Ontology annotation, molecular function: neuropeptide receptor activity. The record is from RefSeq and is a predicted model, not a curated record. The transcript has 3 exons.
UUAUCUACCUUUAGACUUUUCAGCUUCCCAAGCACUUUCUCCUACUCCGAUUACGAUGUUUUACGGUCGGAGAAGCAGGACUUCACGGCAGACCAGACCUUCAGGGCGGCCAGGACGGUAGUCGGGGUCGCGUUAGUCUGCAUCAUGCUCAUCUGCGGUGUUGGUAACUUCAUCUUCAUCGCCACCCUCGCUCGCUGUAAGAAGCUCCGAAACCUAACGAACUUGCUCAUCGCCAACCUGGCCAUCUCGGAUUUCGUGGUUGCCAUCGUGUGCUGCCCCUUUGAGAUGGAUUACUACGUGGUGAAGCAGCUGUCGUGGGAGCACGGCCACAUUCUCUGUGCCUCAGUCAAUUACCUCCGGACCGUUUCUCUGUACGUGUCCACAAAUGCACUCCUGGCCAUUGCCAUAGAUCGGUAUCUGGCGAUCGUGCACCCACUGAAGCCUCGAAUGAAUUAUCAGACUGCCUGUGUGCUGAUCGGUGUGGUGUGGCUCGGCUCCCUGCUCAUGGCCAUCCCAUCCGCCUACUUCGCCGCCGAGACCAUCAUUCCUCACACCCAUGCUCAGGACAAGGUCUUCUGCGGCCAAAUCUGGCCCACCGACCAGCAAAUAUCCUACAAGUCGUACUUCCUGUUCAUCUUUCUCCUGCAGUUCGUGGGACCCUCGAUCACCAUGGGUCUCUGCUAUGCUCAGAUCUCCAAAGAGCUGUGGUUUAAGCGCGUGCCGGGCUACGAGACUGACCAGAUCAGGAGACGGCUGAGGAGCAGGAGGAAGACCGUGCUCAUGCUCCUGGGCAUUCUAACUGUUUUUAUAUUAUGUUGGGCGCCUUAUUAUGGAUUUACAAUUGUUCGAGAUUUCUAUCCGACCCUUGUUCUGAAAGAGAAACACUACAUAGCGGUGUUUUACAUGGUUGAGUGCAUUGCCAUGAGCAACAGUAUGAUUAAUACAGUGUUUUUUGUGACGGUUAAAAACAACACCGUGAAAUACUUUAAGAAGGUGGUGUUGCUGAGGUGGAAGUCUACUCAGGGCGGGAGCAGCAAAUCGACGCAGGAACUUGACGUGAGGACAACUGGUGGGCCACUAUCAGAAGUGGUUGACCAAGUUCAGCUGAAAAAAUGUUUUCAAAGAUAA